AUGCUGCUCCUUUUUGCGGCCGCCUCACCCACUGCGCUUCUCGGCACCCGCCCGGGGCUCGCGUGCUCCUCCGCGCCCCCGGUCGCCCGCUCGGCGCCGCCCUUCCUCCGCUCCGACCCGCCGCACGCGGCGCCGCUCGCGCGACUUCCGCAAGAGGACGCUCUCCCUCAGUCCAAGCGCAGGCGGCUGCAGCGGGCGGCGGCGUGGGUGCGUCGCGGCCUUUCGGACGGCGUCGCCGACAUCCUCGCCGUCGCGCUCACGCGGCGGCGUGUGCGCGACGGCCCGCCGGCGGCGGCGGCGGGCGCUGCGCCGCAGCGGCAGGUGGCGAGGUACUGGGCGCCCUCGCGCGAGCAGGUGGCGCGGCGGCACCGGAUCAUCCGGGAGCUGGUCUGGAUGGACGCGGAGGGGCAGCUGCAGCGCUUCGUCCGCUCGCUCGAGGGUCGGUGGGAGAGGGGCGCCGAGCGGCUCGCCGCAGAGCCCUGGACGGCGGCCGAGGUGCUCACCGAGGCGGUGCAGCAGGUGCAGGGGCAGCUGGCGCGCUCGCUCAAGCCGCGCGACCCGCUCAUCCAGUGGCACCUCAAGACGCUCGACCCGCAGCAGCCGCAGGGCGCCUUCGACGAGUGCGUCCUCGUGCACGGGCGCGAGAGCUGCGCGGCGCGGUACGCAGAGCUACGCGAGGCGCUGCGCUCGGUGAUCCCGUGCUUCGUCGCGCUCAUCUCCGAGGCGGUGCGGCGGCGGCCCGCCCUCGCACACCGCAUCUCCGCGCAGCUGCUGCUCGCCGCCGGCGUGCUCGCUUCGCGCGCCGCCGCCCUCCUCCGCCUCUCUCGCCGGCGGAGGUACGAGAUGCUGACCAACUUCCUCGCAAUCACCAGCGGGCUCGUCGCCGAGUGCCGCGCCGCCGUCGAGGCGCCGAGGGCGCUGCCGGCGGCCGGGGGCGCCGUGCCGCUCGCCAACUUCGGGCCCGAGUCGUCGAUCGCCGUGCAGCCCGUCCUCGAGGGCUCGGGCGCCAUCGACACCGGCGCCGGCGCCGGCGCGGCGGGCGGCGUCUACGUGGCGCGCGGCCGGCAGCAGGGGCACGUUGUGUCCUGGCGCGUGCAGGGCGCUCAGCUGGAGCUAAGCGAGGCGAGCCUGGUGCGGGAGCCCGGCCGCGCCUCCGGUCCCGGCCUCGCGCCCGACCAGGCCGAGCUCGCGCUCCGCUUCCCGGCGCCGCUCGUGCCCGAGGUGAGCCUCACGCAGCUGGGCGACGACUCGCUCCUGCUCUCGGCGGUGACGCACGCGCCGGCGGGCGGCGGCUACCUCUUCCAGCUCCGGUUCGCGUGCGCGGGCGGGCCCGCCGCCGCCGGCCGCGCCUUCUGGCUCUCCGCCCCGCCCUCGGACGUGCUGACCAAGCACGGGUACGCAGACCAAGUGGCGGGCGCAAAGCUCGGCCGGCUGCGUCUCGCUCGGUUCGACGCGGCGCGCGAGGGGGGCGACGGGCUGGUGCGGCAGCUGCUCGUCCUCGGCGGCGAGGGAGACCGCCUCUCCGCCCUCGAGGCGCGCACCUCCUUCGGCGCGGGCGAGAUCGAGACGGAGGAGGUGCCUCUCUCGGCAAGCCGCUCGCGCAUCUACUCCAUCUUUGGCGGCGGCGGAGGCGGCGCGGGGUCGGGGGCGCCGCUGGUGGACGUCGCCCUCGUCGGCGCUCCCGCCGCGGCCGCCGCCGACGACGCCGACUCCCCCUCCGCCAUCGCGCUCUACACCGACGGCCGCCUCGGCUGCUGGCGGCUUCAGGGCGCGCGCACGGGCGGCGAGGCGCCGGCCGCCACCGCAGUCAGCCUGCAGGCGCCGCCGCAGCUGCAAGGCGGUUCGGCGGGCGCGGGCGCGGCGGGCGCGGCACUCGCCACGUGGCGGGGCGAGGACGGCGUCGCCGUCGCGGUUGCGAGCCCGCAGCACCCUUCCAUCUUUGUGUCUGUCCGUGCGGCGCUGGGAGACGAGGAGCAGCGCCUCGCCGCCGAGGCGUUCGCCGCGAUGAACUGGAGGGAGUGCCGUCGCCCCGACGCCGCCCCCGCCCGCGCGCGGCUGCUCCGGCUCGCCCUGGCGCGCGACAGUCCCGGAGGGGCGUCCCUCGCCCUGUGCGCGCUGUACGGAGGGGUGCCGCCGAGCGCGGAGGGGCCGGAGCAGCCGCCGUCGCUCUUCUACGCCUGCGUCCCGCUCGCCGAGGCGGCGCCUCCCGGCGAUUGGUGCCGCGCGAGGCUGCUCUGCGACGCACACCCCGCGCCGCCGCUGCGGCUCGACGGUGUGGAGCGCCGGCUGGACGAGCUCGAGGCGAGCUCGGCCGCGCUGGCGGCUGCGGCUGGGCGGCCACCGCCGCCCCGCGAAGAGUCUGAGCUAGUGUUGGCCGAGCAGUUGCUCGACACGUGCGUGCAGCGCAAGCGCGAGCAGGCCGAGAUCCUCGGGCUGCAGCCUCUCUGCCCCGAGGUGGCGGGCGCGCCGCUCGCGCUCCUCUCCCGCUCGGGGCUGACCCUCCUCCUCGCGCUGCCCGAGGGCGACCCGCGCGAGAUCGCCUCCUGCAGAGACCUCCUUGACCUCCUCCUCGACGUCGGCGUCGACUGCGGCGUCGGCGACGGCGUCGAGGCGCUGUGCCAGAGCCCGCACCCUGGCGUGCCCCCCACCGCGGCGCUGAUCGAGGCGGCGCGCUGCGCCCUCGCGCGGGCGCCCGCGGGCGCGAUCGCCGGCUCCAUCGCGGCGGCUGAGCCUCAGCCGCCGCUGCUGCCGACGGCGGCGGCGCUGCUCAGCUCGCUCACUCAGCUGCGCUGGACGUCGCUCAACGAUUGGGACUUCAUCGACCCGGAGCUGAUCGCGCAAGCGUGGUUCGGCCAGCUCUGGAGCGCGCCCGGGUGGCGGGCGGGCGACGCCACCGGCGCCGCCGUCGCUGCCGCCGCCGACUCGCGCCGCGCGGUCGCGCACGCUGUCGCGGCGAGCGCGGCGCGGCUGGCAGAGCGCGGCUCGCUGCUCUGCGUGCACUUGCUGCUGCUGCUGCUGCACGAGGGCGUCGACGGGGGCGGCGACACGGCGGGCCUGCUGGCGGCCGGCGGCGACCAGGCAGCCGGCGGGGACCCCGCCUCCCCCGCCGGCCUCGCGGGCCGGAGCUUGCUCGAGGUUGCCAUUCGCGCCGCCGCCCUCCCCGGCCAGCUCGACCGCGUCGUCGGCGACCACGUGACGCCGAUCGGCGACGCCUGCACCGUCGCCGCAUGCGCUCUCCUCGUCUUCGUCCUCAACGACGUGCGGAUCGCCGAGGGAGACACGGGCCCGCUGCGGGCGGAGGUGCCCGCCGCCCUCUCCCUCCUCCUCGCGCGCGCGAGCUGCUGGGCGCCCCUCGCCGCCUACCUCCGCCGCCUCGGCGCGCCGCCCGGCCACACGGCGCCGGCCGGCGGGGCGGCGCCGGCCGGGCCGCCCACCGCCGCCGGCUCGCCGCUCCACGUCUACCUCGGCGGCGAGACGCUGCUGCGUGAGGGGCGCUACGCGGCCGCGGCGCGCGCCUUCGAGGGCGCGAUGCGAGGCGCGGAGGCGAGCCGCACUUCGUCGCUGCGCGAGCUCAAUCGCGCAGUCGGGGCGCCGCUCGAGUCUGCAGCCGAGCGGGACGAGUGGGCUCGGUACGAGUACCUCGCGGCGGCCUACGCCGGGCUUCACGUCGUGGCCUUCAAGGACUCGCUCAACCUCGGCCGGCUCGCGGAUGCGCAUGAGGCGGCCGCCGCUCCCCUGCAACCGCUCCCCGGCCGCCGCCCCGCUGUACUCACCGACCUGCACGGCUGCGCUAGCUCUGCCCACCGCCGCGUCGACAAGGAGGCGGAGAAGGUCUACCUCGAGCGCCGCGCAGACUGCUUCAACACACUCGUGUCGGUGCUCCACGCGCGCGAGCUGCGCUCCGAGCUCUUCCUCGCCCUCCGGCGGCACGCGCCCGCCUCGGACGUGCACGGCGCGGCCGGCCCCAACGCCUACGAGCUCCUCUACGCGCUGCAGCUCCAAUACGGCGACUACGGCGGCGCCGCCAGGUCGAUGUUUGAGCUGUCGGCGCGGCUCGAAAACGACGUCGCCGCCGCCGCCGCCGGCGGGGGCGCCCUGCACGCGCCCGAUCUCGCCGGCGCGCUCUCGAGGCGGGCGGCGGCGCUGUCGGGCUGUAUCGUCGCGCUCGAGCAGCGGCCGCCCGAGGCGCGCUACGUGCUCGAGGCCGCCGAUCCCCCCGCCGAGGCGGCGGGGGCGGCCGGCGCCUUUGGAGACGGCUCGUCGCGGCUGCCGCCGGGCGGGGCGGGGCGGCUCGUCUUCGCGGCGUACGACGGCGACGGGCGCCUCGACAUCCGCGCAGAGCCGACCGAGGGCGCCCUCGCCGCGAGCCGCGCGGCGGCGGCCCGCCCUUGCCCGCUCGAGCGGCCGGUGCAGCUGUCCGAGCUCCGGCAGCGGCGCCAGGCGGCGCUCGGGCGCGCGGCGCUGUUGCGCAGCUUGGGCGGCGAGGCGGCGGCGCACGCCGGCGCCAUCGCGCAGGCGCCGGUGCCGCUGCUGCUCGACGGGCUGCUGCGGCAGGGCUUGUUUGACGACGCCACCGCGCUCGCCGUCGCGUACGCGACGCGGCUGCGGCGCCAUCCCGCGCUCGACGGUUCACUUGGUGAGCCGUCGAGCGCCGCCCGCCCCUCGGGGCUGCCGUACGUGGGCGCCGAGCUCGCGCGGCGCGCGUGCGCGCUCGCGUCGGAGGGGCGGCCCGACGCAGCCGCCAUAGCGUGGCGCAAGCUGCACGAGCUUCUCCUCGCGCACGACGGCGCCGCAAACAAUUUUAGCCUCAGCGCCGCCGCCGUGCACGCUGCGCUCGCCGCGGCGCCCGCCGAGGCGCUGCCCUCGUGGCUCGUCGCGUACUUUGGAGCGGCGCCGCCGCACCUCGCCGGCGACCCCGCGGCGCCGAUCGAGCUCGAGGUGAGCGAGGUGGGAGGCGCGUCGGGCGACCCGAGGCAGGCGCACCGCGACGCGGUGAGCGAGGUUGAGAAGGUGCUCGCAGACUUCCCGGCGACGAACGCGGCGCUGCACGUCCGCGGCGUGCUCGGCUGCGGCGGCGACGCGCACGUCCGCAUCGUCCACGGCGGCGAGCCCGCCGCGCUCGAGCGCGCGCACGUCCUGCAGGCGGCCCUCUGCGACACAGACCCCGACCUGGAGCUGACGCGCCCGUGUGCGUGCACCCCGCUGCGGCGCAACCCGGCGGCGCUCUGCAGGGCGCUGCUGCGGCACGAGCGCACGCAGCUCGCCGCCUUGCUGCGCCAGCUGCGGCUGGGCUGCGAAGCAGCGGUGCGCACCCCCGCCGACCGCGCGGCGCGCUGGCCGACGCCAGGCUUGAUCGACGACGUGUUCGCCGCCGUCGCGGCGCGGCAGGGAGUCGCUCCGGCCGAGGUCUCGGCGGAGCGCGGCGUGCCCGGCGACGCCGCCGCCACCGCGGAGCUGCCGCGCUGCGUCGAGGCGGUGGACCAGUACCUCGACAUGGACGCGGCGAUGGCCGUCGCCGCGGAAGUCUCCACCCCACAGUACGCCCGCGAGGCGGACUGGAAGCGGCCGCGCGUCGUCGGGAGCGACGGCGUCUUUCUGCAGCUGCUCGAGGCGGCGACGCGCGGCUGAGUGGCGACGCACGGGACGCCGCAGCGAGGCCGGCGCUGGGGAGAAGCGCGGGAGGGCGCAGAGAGGGGCCGAGCCACGACAGUGGGUCGACCUAGCAAGUGACCCAGAAGAGUAACGCAGGUGUUGAGAAGUGCAUGCCACGUACGGCAUGUGAGCAGAGCGGUCCUUUACCCCGCGCGCUCGUAUUCAAACAUUAUGGUUCUGCAACAAAAAA
Molecule: messenger RNA, 5842 nt
Organism: Emiliania huxleyi CCMP1516
Lineage: Eukaryota; Haptophyta; Isochrysidales; Noelaerhabdaceae
Exons: 11
Coding region: 1-5628 (1875 amino acids)
Cellular component (GO): nuclear pore
Molecular function (GO): structural constituent of nuclear pore
Source: RefSeq, a predicted model, not a curated record